AAAGGAAAAGAAAAUGCGACUUUUGUAUUAGGCGCGAUGCGCGAAACAAUGGAGAGGUUGCAUAUGCAGUCCACCUAUCUUCCGAAGAAACAUGGAGUCCGUAAUUAAAGACGCGGGUGAGAUUUGGAGCCGACUGUUCGAUCACCGACCAUUCAUCCAAGGUGAAAUCACGUUCUUCUUGCGCGAAUUUGAGGAGAAAAGAGGUGACACGGAAGUGGAACGACUUUUCAAAAUACUUGAAUAUACGACGGAACUAAAGGAAAAUCAACUCGAUCGAACGGAGCAACUUGGAGAUUGUCAUUUGCCGAGUUUAAAAGCAAAUGUUGAUGUCGCACUGAGUAUGUGCGAAAGAGUUCUUCAAAGAGAACAAGACUUUGAUCCUGAUAUAGCAUUACAAGAGAACAGAGAAAAAAGGAAAGUAGAAUGGGAGAAGUUUGUUAAUGACAUGAGUGAAAAGUGUGAGAAAGUAAAUCAAACAUUUGAGGAAAAAGAGAAUGAGAUAAAAGAGUUUUAUAUUGAUCUAGAAAAAAAGUUACACAUUACACCAUAAAUUGAUCAUUCUUGUACUUUAA
Molecule: messenger RNA, 572 nt
Organism: Megachile rotundata (alfalfa leafcutting bee)
Lineage: Eukaryota; Metazoa; Arthropoda; Insecta; Hymenoptera; Megachilidae
Gene: Muted
Product: biogenesis of lysosome-related organelles complex 1 subunit 5
Cellular component (GO): BLOC-1 complex; transport vesicle
Source: RefSeq, a predicted model, not a curated record